Messenger RNA from Octopus bimaculoides (California two-spot octopus), 1130 nucleotides. RefSeq lists its product as uncharacterized. NCBI's taxonomy places the organism in Eukaryota, Metazoa, Mollusca, Cephalopoda, Octopoda, Octopodidae. Gene Ontology annotation, molecular function: oxidoreductase activity. The record is from RefSeq and is a predicted model, not a curated record.
UUGGUAACUAUGAAGAAAUGGUGAUAGUUGAUCGUAGAUUAGCUGUAUCAUCGGAUAUAGCCUACAUUGGUAUCAAAAGACCUGCAAUAAACAGCAGUCUGGUAUUUAUGACAGUCUCAGAACAAUGUGGAAGAAUAUGUCGUCCUUCUUGCUUAGUGCCGGGUUCAAAUCCACCGAGGUACACAGAAUGUAUAGGUUUGUUGAACUUAACUCACAAUGAUGCUCAUUUCUACGGCAAAACUCUGGCAGAAGCUUACAUGAGAGUGUGGGAUUAUAAAAACCAGAUACGACCGAAAAUAAGACACGAGAAUAUACCAAUCGUAUUCCAUUGUGAUGAUAGCCUGUGGCCUUUUAACAUCAGCAACUAUAUAUCUACAACGACACCAUCAACUUGGACAAGAGAGUCAACACGUACACAAACCACGACUACUACAACUACCACUACCACUACUACCACUCCAACACCAACAACUACAACUACACCAACAACUACAACUACAACUACACCAACAACAAGUUGGGCAUGGAGAACAACAACAAAACCAACAACAAGAUGGGAGUGGAAAACAACGACAACUAAUGGUGAUAGUAAUAUCUUCUGUAAAGUCGAUAACACUUGUGUAAUCCCAUCAAGAUGUAGCUGUACAUACAUGGAAAAGAAACCUUGCAUGCAAAUGUGCUCCCGAUAUGCCAUAUGUAUUUACGGACAAUAUUUCGUUUUAAAUUGCGGUUCUGGAUUUAGAUACAACCACCAACUGAAACAGUGUGUUCGAGGAUACUGUUCCCACAGAUACUUAUCAAAGAUAUAGUUUUCACACAAAAUUACCCUUAAUAAUAUUGUCACUUUUACAUCCAACAUUUGCUGUUAAUAUCAGAGAUGUUGUUAGUCUUAUUUAUACUAAACCUACCGUCUAUUAUUUAAAUUAGUUGUGUUUUUGUACAAAGUAACCAACAACAAAUACAUUAGUUUAGCUGUGCUAAACUGCCUUAUAAUCACCAUAACCCCAAAAUGAUAUAUUAUUUAAUAUUUAUGUCCAGCUGUCACCACAUCCGGUUUAAGUGAGGUUAAUGACUGCAUUACACAUACACACAUACUUUGUAUGUGUCUAUAUAUAUAUAUAUAUAUAUAU